Molecule: messenger RNA, 1413 nt
Organism: Paramecium tetraurelia
Lineage: Eukaryota; Ciliophora; Oligohymenophorea; Peniculida; Parameciidae
Exons: 8
Biological process (GO): protein autophosphorylation; peptidyl-serine phosphorylation; intracellular signal transduction
Cellular component (GO): cytoplasm; nucleus
Molecular function (GO): calcium-dependent protein serine/threonine kinase activity; calcium ion binding; ATP binding
Source: RefSeq, a predicted model, not a curated record
AUGGACAACAACAUAGUUAUUAAGAAAUAGUGGUUUAUUAAGUCUUAGUCUAGCAAAAUUGAGGAUGCCUAUGAGUUUGAUCACAAAAAAUUACUAGGCCAAGGCACUUAUGGCCAGGUUGUUAAAGCCAAACUCAAAGGAUCAAAAUAAUAAAGAGCUAUUAAGAUUAUCCCCAAGAAUAAGGUGAGAAAUCCAGAGCGUUUUAGAAGAGAAAUUGAAAUCAUGCGUAAUUUGGAUCAUCCAAAUAUUAUCAAAUUGUUUGAAACUUUCGAAGAUGUUCGCAAUGUGUAUUUAGUUAUGGAACUUUGUGAAGGCGGAGAACUUUUUGACAGAAUUAUUGAUAAGGGUCAUUUCUCAGAAAAUGAAGCAAAAAUCAUAUUCCUACAAAUAAUGCAAGCAGUUAAUUAUUGUCAUCAGAAUGGAAUUUGUCAUAGGGAUUUAAAGCCUGAAAACUUUCUGAUGCUUACCAAAGCAGAUGAUUCACCUCUUAAAGUUAUUGAUUUUGGACUUUCAGUUAUUUUUCAUGACAAUCAUGUGGAGAAGCUACACCAAGGGAAAGUCAGUAUGACAACAAGAGCUGGAACACCUUAUUACAUUUCUCCAGAAAUAUUAGAUGGAAAAUAUGAUGAAUCGUGUGAUAUUUGGUCUGCAGGAGUUAUUUUAUAUAUACUCAUUUCAGGAGUACCUCCUUUCUAUGGGAAUACUGAUCCUGAAAUUUUGGAUGCAGUCAAAAAAGGUGUAUUCACAUUCAAUAUUCCUGAAUUUAAAAAAGUGUCAGAUAGUUGUAAGGACUUGAUUUCUAAAAUGAUCUGCAAACCAGAGAAGCGUAUUAAAUCACAUGAUGUCUUGACUCAUCCAUGGAUGAAAUAAUAGCAUCCUGCUGGUUCAUUCUUAAGUGUUAAUUAUUAAUCAUUAAAAAACUUUACGAAUUUUAAUAGAUUAAAAAAAGUUACAUUAACUUACAUCGCAUCACAACUAUCAGAAUAAGAAAUAACAGAGUUGGGAAAGCUAUUUAAACAAUUAGAUAAAAAUGGUGAUGGUGUUUUGACAAUGGAAGAAUUAACUCAUGGAUUAACUGGGCUAAAGAAGGAAUCAUAGAAUGAAAUUAUGGGAGUAAUUAAAAGCAUAGACACUGAUGGUUCUGGUGCUGUCAAUUAUACAGAGUUCUUGGCUGCUACGAUUGAGAAAAGCGUUUAUAUGAAACAAGAAAAACUAUUUUAGGCCUUUAAAAUGUUCGACUUGGAUGGCAGUGGUAAAAUAUCAAGGGACGAAUUAAAAUAAGUAUUAGGAAGUAAUAAUCCUGGUUUUGAUGAUAAUGCAUUGAAGGCAUUGGUUAAAGAUGCAGAUAAAGACGGAGAUGGUGAGAUCGAUUACAAUGAAUUCAUAGAAAUGAUGGAUAAAAUGAAAUCCUGA